AUGAACUUCCACGACGUUUACACGCGCGAGCAGGCGCAGGCCGUCGCCCCUCCGCCUCGUCUUAUAACAUACCAGGACCGUGAGGACCACCGUCGGCGGCAGCGCCGCCUCCUCAUCGCCGAGGAGGACGAGCGAGCCAUAGCGGAGUGGCGCCGGCGCCACCCGGAGGACGUCGCCGACAAGAAAGCCUUCUGGGCGGAGAGGACGGCAAGGUGCCGCUCGGAGCGGGCGGACAUGCACCGGCGGAAGACAAUGGAGAACAGGGGCUGGACAUGCCACGGGCGCGACGACGGCGACCACACGACAGCGAUUCAGGGCGGGGCAGCAAUGCAGGGAGAAGCAAUCGAGCACGGGCGAGCUACUGGACAUGAAAUGAACGUAAACCACCCAUCUUAUUAG
Messenger RNA from Aegilops tauschii subsp. strangulata, 399 nucleotides. RefSeq lists its product as uncharacterized. Lineage: Eukaryota; Viridiplantae; Streptophyta; Magnoliopsida; Poales; Poaceae. The record is from RefSeq and is a predicted model, not a curated record.